AUGCUUCAUUUGCGCUCAGUGCUGGUUGCUGCCGCCGCUCUAUUUGUUUCCAAUACUGUAGCAGUGUCAUCUGCCGCCUUCGUAUCAGAUCUUGAAAGCAUAAAAUUCACGAUAAACAUUCCACAGGAAGAAAACAGCAAUGAGCUUUAUUUCUCGAUGUCCGGCCCGAGCAGCUGCAGUUGGCUAGCUGUUGGAUUAGGAAGUUCAAAUAUGAAGAAUUCCUUGAUGUUUAUGGCAUACAAGGACAAAACUGGACAAAAUGUCACGCUGAGUCCUCGAUUAUCUUACAACAAUGUCGAACCGGUAUACACCAGCGAAGUCAAAGUGACUUACUUGCCGGGAACUGGUGUCUUCGAUAACAUUACUACUGUCAAUGCGAAGUGCUCCAAUUGUCGACAAUGGAAAGAAGGCUCAAUCGAUCCAAAGCAAACCGAAGCGAACUUUAUUUGGGCGAACGCAGGAGUUGGCAACCUGAAAUCGAAUUCACUCACCGCGAAUCUCAAACGCCAUGGCUCGUAUGGAAAAUUCAAGAUGGAUCUCACAAAGGCCGUCGGUGCAGGCGAGGCAGUCACUCCUGCAAACGUCAGUUCUGCGGGCUCCGCUCAGUUAUCUGAGGAAGCAGACCAUGAUUUCUCUUCUGGCGCUCACGCUUUGAUCAUGAUAUUUACCUUUGUUGGUCUCAUACCACUUGCUGUAAUGAUCUUGCGCAUUCUCAAUAGCCCGAAAUGGCACGGGAUUGUCCAGACUAUUUCUGCUACUUUGGCUUUGAUUGGUAUGGGAUUAGGCUUCAAGAUUGGGACAAUGUACAACCGAACGAAAAAGUUCAACUCGGCCCAUCAGGUCAUUGGUCUGAUCGUUAUUCUUGCAAUGAUCGGACAGUUCAUCCUUGGCUUUCUGCACCACCGAAUGUAUUCUCAGACGAAGCUGCCAACGAAGCUAGGGCCAAUCCAUGUAUGGCUUGGCCGCUUCGUUGUUCUUCUUGGUAUAGUGAGCGGUUUUGUUGGCUUCCCUCUAGCCCAAAACUCCAUAUUCAACUGGCCAUUACUUGGUCUGGUCCUUUUUGGAAUAAUAUUCUCUGGUCCAUUCAUCUUUUGGCGAUGGCGACGCAAUAUGCAAAAGGCAAACAAGGCGGAAGCUGCAAAGGCUCCAAGUGGCGGUUAUCAAGCGGAACCUUGGAGAGGUGAUCAUUCGCAGAACGACGUCGAUUUACAGCAGAUGAAUCAUCAAGCACCGCCGCCCAUGUAUAGUAACCAGUAUCGUUAG
Messenger RNA from Glarea lozoyensis ATCC 20868, 1263 nucleotides. RefSeq names its product CBD9-like protein. NCBI's taxonomy places the organism in Eukaryota, Fungi, Ascomycota, Leotiomycetes, Helotiales, Helotiaceae. The record is from RefSeq and is a predicted model, not a curated record. The coding region runs from base 1 to 1263 and encodes 420 amino acids. The transcript is spliced from 3 exons.